Messenger RNA from Melopsittacus undulatus (budgerigar), 1127 nucleotides. It is a transcript of the gene LIPT2, whose product is annotated as lipoyl(octanoyl) transferase 2. Gene Ontology annotation, molecular function: lipoyl(octanoyl) transferase activity. The record is from RefSeq and is a predicted model, not a curated record. NCBI's taxonomy places the organism in Eukaryota, Metazoa, Chordata, Aves, Psittaciformes, Psittaculidae. Gene Ontology annotation, biological process: protein lipoylation. Bases 1 to 666 code for a protein of 221 amino acids. The transcript is spliced from 2 exons. Gene Ontology annotation, cellular component: mitochondrion.
AUGUCCGCGGUGCGUGUGCUGCGCCUGGGGCCGGUGCCGUACGCGCAUGCGCUGCGGGUGCAGGAGCGCUGCGUGGCGGCGGCUCGGUCAGUCGCGGCCGAGAGCCUGGUGCUGAGCGAGCCGGUGGGGCCUGUGUAUGCCUGGGGCCUGCGGGGCGCUCCGGGCCCGGCCGAGGCCGCGGGGCUGCGGGCCCGGGGAGCGGAGCUGCUGCCGGUGCGGAGAGGAGGGCACGUCACGUUCCACGGCCCCGGGCAGCUCUUGGCCUUCCCCGUGCUCCACCUGAGGCGCCGCCGCCUCCCGCUGCGCCGCUACGUGGGGGCCUUGGAGGAGCUGGGCCUCAGGCUCUGCCGCGGACUGGGCCUCGGGGAGGCCCGAGCGCUACCGCCGCCGUUCACCGGUGUCUGGGUGGGGGACUGCAAGAUAUGUGCUAUAGGGGUGCACUGCGGCAGCCACAUCACAUCGCACGGGCUGGCACUGAACUGCUGCACCGACCUCAGCUGGUUCGAGCACAUCGUGCCCUGCGGGCUGGAGGGGAAAGGGGUCACCUCACUGAGCCAGGAGCUGGGCCGGCACAUCCCUGUGGAGCACGUCCUUGAGCCCUUCCUUGACUGCUUCAGAGAGGUCUUUGACUGCACCUUGGUCUUUUCGGAGGAGCCUGGGGACUAAAGAGAGCUGCAGUGGGAGCUGUGGUGAACCUGUGUGUCCUGGCAUGAAGCAAUGGUGAUGGAGCCACUUGGGGUGUUACUGCAAAGUGCCUUUGCCUGCGGUGGUGCGGAGAGGAUCAGGCUGUUGCUUGAACAUCCAAACGUCCAUGGAUUGAGAGCUCCAUGGGUACCACAUCCCUGCUGCACCCUGGGGAGAUGCUCAAAUCAUCAUAGAAUAGUUAGGAUUGGAAAGGACCUCAGGAUCAUCCAGCUCCAAUCCCCCUGCCGUGGGCAGGGACACCUCACACUAAACCAUAUCUAUAGGUGCUUUUGUGGGUUUAUCUCUGCCUCUUUUCUCCUAAAUAUCCCAGAUUUAGGUGAACGCUCACACCCCCUAUGGAUGAGAAGAAAGGGGUUGAGCAUCCUUCCCUCGCCACUGCGGAAAGAGGCAGAUUUUCUAUAAAGAGACUUUCUGGGAACUUC